Messenger RNA from Papilio machaon (common yellow swallowtail), 1486 nucleotides. RefSeq names its product transforming acidic coiled-coil-containing protein 3-like. Gene Ontology annotation, biological process: mitotic spindle organization; cerebral cortex development; cell population proliferation. The coding region runs from base 394 to 1359 and encodes 321 amino acids. The transcript is spliced from 2 exons. The record is from RefSeq and is a predicted model, not a curated record. Gene Ontology annotation, cellular component: cytoplasm. NCBI's taxonomy places the organism in Eukaryota, Metazoa, Arthropoda, Insecta, Lepidoptera, Papilionidae.
UCUUUGCCAUUUGAGUCUAUAUUAAGAAUCUGUAAUCUGUUUAAAAUAAACUUCCAUCUAUGGACAGGACUGAUGUCAUCCAUCCGAUGAAAAAUUAAUUAUAAUUUUAAUAACCAAUAGCGUUACAAGUGACACAACGGGCGUUAUUGUUUUAUCAAAAUCUAUAUUAAUUGCUCCAGAGUGUGGAUAUUUCAUACAGUGUUGUGUAAACGAAAUAUAAUAAAAUUUUCUUUGUAUCCAAUUCAGUGCAAUAAUACUUUUCAUUUAGUACAUUUUAAUGUGUGGGGUGUUUACGAUUUCAUAAUUUAAGUCUAUAUCUGUCAACAGAGACGAUGUCUCCACAGACUAUCCAAAAACAGUAGUAUUGGGAAACAGUUAAUAAUACAUUGUACGAUGUCAAGUACAGAGCAAAAUUUAUUGAACUCAAUGCAACAAUUGUCUGUGCAACCAAGUAACAGUGCUCCUCCUGAGAAACCAACUCAAGUUGUAACUCCAGCUAUCAACAGAAACCAGCCAUCCGCGUCUAAAAUUGCAUCGGUCAAAUCGAGUACAGUAUCUCCAGCUAUUGCGACUAUUGAUCGUCUUUUGAGCUUGGGUACAACACCUCCACCUCCUCCCGUUAUAACCAGGCCUACAGACAUGGACCCCCACACUAUGGAGCAACUUCGAGCUGUUAAAGAAAUGUUAGCAGCUCAAGAGGAAGAAGCUCAAAGUUUAAGAGACAUUAAUAGAGAAAUGCGUACCCGAUUGGAGGAAUGUGAAACAAAGAUUAAGAAAUUAACUGAACUCAACGAAGAAUAUGCGGAGAAAGAGAAGGGCCUAUCACAACGUGUAGCAGAGAAAGUACGAAAUAAUAAACAAAUGAGCAUUGUCAUGGAAGAGUAUGAGCGUACAAUUUCAUCUCUCAUAGGUGAAAAAGAUACAGAAACUAAAAGAUGGGCAGAGGAAAGAGCAACAUUACUUAGAGAGCGAGAUGAGGCAGCUGCUCAUUUAGCUUCAAUGGAGCAUGCUUUUAAUGAUGUUCACACUAAAUAUGAACGAUGUAAGGUUAUAAUCCAAGAUUAUAAAACAAAUGAAGUUGCAUUGAAAAGAACUGUAGAGGAGAACAAUGAUGCAAUACAGAAAUUAGAGGCUCGAUAUGAAGCAUUAAGACAGCAUGCAAUGCAGCAAUUGAACAAAGCCAAUGCAGAGCUUGACUCAGUAAAGAAGUACCACCAGGCAGAGAUCCUUAAAUUGAAUGCUAUGCUCAAAAAGAGUGAAGUUCACGCUUCUUCAUUGCAGGAAUCUCUAGCCCAGAAAAUCAAAGAUAACGAGGAACUUACUGCAAUUUGUGAUGAGUUAAUUAACAAGGUUGGUUAACUAAUCAUUAUACUGAGUAAUUACAUUUUCAUUUAUCUUACAUGCAUUUGUAAUUGCAUGCUAAAUAUUAGACUAACAUUUAUUUCAUGUAACUAAUAUUAUGAAAGCAAGUUAACAAUGCUUAUUU